UUCAGAUUAAAUCCUGAGAUAUCACUUCUUGAAAAAUCGCAACAAUAUUUAAGUAUUUAACAAACAAUUACACUACUUUCUUAAUACCGGAACGUGACACAUGCCGCUUAUCUAUUCUGGAGGACACCGAAAUGUGGUGUAGCAUAUGUUUAAAUUCCUUCCAGGAAAAAAUCCUAGCGGGCCAAGUACGAGUGCUUUUCAAGUCUUGAAAUAAAACACUUAAAGGAAAUAUAUUCUCGGUAUUGUUUUAUCACAAAUAAUACUCUAAAAUGAUUCUUUGGAUCAUGCAUUACGUUGGUAUCCCGCUUGAUUAAUCAGUACUUUAAAUAGUCAAUAUGGAGACGAUAAGGGGAAAUGGCGCGCUAACAGCCUUCUAGAUCGUUUUGCCAGAUUUUGUUUACUCUAUGUACUUUUCGCUUUUUAUUCUGAGAGAUGAGCUUCGCUAGUAUGUGAUUAUUACGAGUAUUUCCUAGUGAUAUUUGGUGACGAUAAACGUGUUUUUGUGUCAGAGGCAAAGAUAAAUGGGAUUAUAUUGAUGUUCGAAGCAUUGAAGAUAGAUCAAUGCGCCCUUAGCCAUCAAUGUGAGAUUAAAAGGGUGGUUAAAUAAAGGCAAUAAUGACGUCUGUCGAUUCGGGAGUUGAGACAAGCAAUGAAAGCAAUGACAGUUGUGUUGCACAUGACACAAGAUCUCUUGAUAAAAUUCCGCCUAGUCUCACACAUGUCAUUGUGACAAAUCUUUGUACUGUCAAUACUGCUUCAGCUUCAUCCACAAGUGGAAUAGUAGAUUAUAGCAAAGAAAAGUCAUUGAGCUUAAUUCUUCCUGACCAGAAAGCCCCUAUCUUAGAGUUAGAACCUCCUGCUGGUAUUUCAUUUUGCAAUCUUCAACCAGCAUGUGGAUUUGGAAAAGGUUAUGAGAUACUUGGAGAUGAAUUUGCAUCUCGAGGAACAAAGUUGAAAGCUACAACAAGAAGAUUUUGUAAUAAAAGAUAUCGCGAUGCCUGGUUGGAUUGUAAAGGUUUUUUGGAAGAACAUAAACUUCGAAGUGCAGCUUCUACUAAUAAUGUGGAUCAAGUUGCAGAUCUAUUACAUUCAGGAGUUAACCCAAAUUGCUGUGAUCAUCAACAUCGGACCCCUCUUCACCUUGCAGCCUGUAGAGGAUACGGAAGUGUUGUAAGGUUACUUUUGGAAUAUGGAGCUAAUCCAAACCAAAGAGAUGCGCUGUAUAAUACUCCCUUACAUCUUGCUGCAUGUACAAAUCACGUGGAAGUUGUUACUCUCCUUCUUAAAGCUGGAACAAACAUAAAUAGUAAUGAUUCUUAUGGUAGAAAUCCACUACAACUGGCUCAGUCAAAAUUGAAACUACUUCAGAGGGGUUCCAACAAUGAAGAUUCAUUGAAAAUAAAGGAAGAAGUUCAAAAGGUGAUAGAAAUGAUGCUCACAUUCCUUCAGAAGAAAGGUCAGGAUUCUGAAGCUGAAUUAUUAAAUGCAUUUCAGACAAGACUAACCAUUAGCCAGACUAAGGAAGAGGUUGAAACAGGUGUUCGUGAUCUUCUAGAUAGCUUAAACAACUUGAAUCUCAAGAGUGAUGCCUAAUUUGAAUUGAAUGUGAUGUAUAAUUUUGAUUGUGCUUAAUGUAAUUUAGUGACUAUAUAUAGAAUGGAAGUGUAAAAGUACCCUUUUUGUGAAAUAUGGUGGUGAGAUUUUAAAUGACAGAAGCACAGGUGAUUGAAGGACAUUGAUGGUUUGUGCAGCUAUUCUGAUAAUCUGCACUUUUGAUUGCAUUCACUGUUGUGGGGUUAAAAGAUUGUGCAAGCAAUUUUUCUGAUUCUCUUUGUGUUACAUAAAUUUUCGUAGUUUUAUGAAAAAGUGUUGAUUUUUUUUAGACGAAUAAGCUCAUUAUCUAGAAUUAAUUUGAAGGGGUCAUGGCAAGAGCAUGUUAACUCAAGAGUUCAGAUAUUCUAUUUUGGUAAUAAACAGUCCAAAACUUAUUACCUUUAUCUGCCAGCAGUAUCAGAACUUGGAGCAAUUUUUGUCAAAACUAAUCAAGAUGAAUAACCAAGUCCUUGCUAUGACCUGUUGAUUUCUUAUGAGAUUUUGCUACAUGAUGGCUGUGCAAACUCUUGGACACAUGGCAAGAGUGAAUCGGCAUUUUGCAAGAGAUGGAAAUGAAAAACAAAUUGUAUGGAUAGAAGUAUGCAUCAUACAACCCCAGACACAAGGACAAAAAAUAUUUUAGCAAAACGUCUCAAACUUGGAAGCUUGCUACUCUCCUGCUUUACUUGCAAAAUAGAGAUGUACACUAAUGUAUCUACAAAUGUAUGUAGUUUAAUAACUAAGAUAAUUUCAAGUACAUGUUGUAAAAAAGUUAAAGAAUCAGAACAGAAAGAAGAGUGUGACUGGAAGAAAAUUCAGUGACAGAGGAAAUGUUCUUCGCUGGCACCAGAUUAAAGAAUGCAAAUUUAAUGCAAAAAUUUUAGGGGAAGUUGAAAAAUCUUAGGAUGACAGUGAGGGAGAAGGGCCAGAAAGAAAAAGGGGGGAAAACAACAAACAUUUGUGAAGAUGGUAGUAACAAAAAUCAUGAUUAUUUUUUUAACUUACAAGAAAAUAGAGACAGCUCAAGCAACAUAGUUUUAACAUUCUCAACCAAGAAUUUUCUAGGCAAUUUGCAACGCGUAACUAAUUUGGUAGAAUUAAUUAUUUUAAAAAAAUUCAGGCCUCUUCAAAAUUAGGAGGUAGUUGUAGACCUGUGUUAUACAAGCAUUGUUUUGGCACAUUCUCAGGUAACACACAUUGUAGAUUAACACUAUCUUACGCAGAGUGACCAAAGUGCUCUUGUGCUAUUUCACAUUAGAUAGUGUUGAUCUACAAUGCACGUCAAUGCAACACCCUGCAUGGGUCCUUGUACUACUUAUUUUUGUGUAAAUACAGUAAUUUUUUGUUGAUAACUGUGUGGCAGUAGUAGUAAUUUGAAGUAGAAAUUUGAUCUCAAAUCUUAAAUUGUCUGGACUCCUAAUGCAUUUUCAGAAAAAUAUGGUUUUGCAUGGACAAUUCAUGACACUUUUCAAAUCGAAUUUGGAAAGUACGGACAAGUCGUGAUUCUGUAUUUCAUAUUAAUAAUUUUAAAAUUUGGAAAUGGUUUAUAGUUGCAAAAAAUCUGUUUUUAAAAAUAUAAUGAAAUAUAUUUGAUAAUACUAAAUAUGCAUUGCAAUAAACCCAAAAGUGAGCUAAAAGUAAACCACUUCAUGAAAAUUAGUUAUUGCUAUUAAACUAUAAUACAUGCCAUUUGUCAAAUACAAGAUGUUUGAGAGCAGAUCUAAAUUUUUUUCUUGUGCUGAGUGGUCAGUAGGUUGCAAUGGGCACAUAAAUAGGUAUAGUAGGGUGGUUUUGCUCUCUGACAACACAGCUACAUGCCAUGCUUCUUUAAGGAGGACAUACCAUGAAAUGUACACUUGCACUCUCAGAUAAGAAGUUUUGUGCGAAAGAGCAUUGUAACCUGAUCUCUGUGUGCUUGUGUACAUGCAUGCAUGCUUGCAUGUAUGUAUGUGUCAAGUUUUAAAAAGCGUAAUAUGCUGGAAGACUUAACAGAAUAAUACAAAAAUAAGGACAUAAUCUAUUACCUCCUCUUGGCCAAGAAAGAUAAAGGUUUAAUAAAUUUUGUAAGCAAGACUACAUCAAUAUUUAAGGAUGAUGUACAGCGUAAUGAGCAUUUUCUUUCAGAGGUACAAAAAAAAGAGACCUUUGAAUAAUGAUUUUUGCUCCAUGUUUAUUAACAAUAUGAAAAUUAAUAUUACAGGUGUAGAUGAAGUACUUACCUAAGUAUUGUAAUUGAUUGGCAGUGCAGAAGAAAAAGCCCUGAAUUUAUGUUUAUAUACUGCUCUACAUUAUUAAAAAGCAUUAUUGAUUUUUUGAAGAAUAAAAUGUCAAGGCAAAAAUGGAAUAACUUGA
Molecule: messenger RNA, 3945 nt
Organism: Gryllus bimaculatus (two-spotted cricket)
Lineage: Eukaryota; Metazoa; Arthropoda; Insecta; Orthoptera; Gryllidae
Source: the annotation of a GenBank genome assembly